Dicrocoelium dendriticum is the source of this 3280-nucleotide messenger RNA. The record is from the annotation of a GenBank genome assembly. Lineage: Eukaryota; Metazoa; Platyhelminthes; Trematoda; Plagiorchiida; Dicrocoeliidae.
AUGCCACAGGAUUCAUCCGUUGAAACUUGCUGGGCAAACAUUAAAGGGGCAGUGCACUCAUUGUGUGCGCAAUUUGUACCCCUCAAGACUCGGAAAGUUGGACCACUGAAACCCCAUUGGUUUGACAAAGAGUAUAACCGACUGUCUCGACAACGGCGUCGACUAUGGAAUGUGUUCCUCCUGUCUGGCUCUGCCGAUGACUAUGAGGCAUACAAGCGACAACGAAACUUGUGCAACAGCACAAAGACGCGAAAACGCCGUCAGUUUGAGGAGCAGCUUGCUUGCUCAGCUAAAACUGCCCCGAAGCGCAUAUUUGCGUACGUGAAGCGACGCCUGAAGUCUGCAGGUAAUGUGCCGGUGCUAGUGGGUUCGAACGGACAACCACUAAGUUCAAACACCGAGCGUGCGUCCGCAUUAGCGGCGCACUUCGCUUCUGUAUUCGCAACUAACCAAACCUCCGCGCCAAGCUCUGCCGUCGCCGCACCGACUGAGCUAACCGACUUGAUCUGCAACGUCGCGGAGGUACAUGGGCUAGUCAGCUGCCUAGACAGCACGAAGCCAGCUGGACCGGAUGGUCUCCAUCCGCUGAUCCUCAAGUCCUUGUCAGCUGUGAUCUCACCUGCUGUAACCGACCUGUUCAACCGAUCCCUGUCCAUAGGCUGCGUGCCUUGUGACUGGAAAUGCGCCGUUGUCAAACCGAUUCCAAAAGGCGGUGACACACGCAAAGUGGAGAAUUACCGCCCUAUUUGUUUGACCGCAGUAUUGUCGAAAGUUCUGGAGAAGAUUGUGAAGAAGAGACUGCUCCAGCUACUGGAGAUCAACUCUCUCCUGACGCCUGCACAGCAUGGUUUCGUGAGAGGCCGCUCGUGCAUCACUAACCUGCUGCUAACAUGGCAUGAAUGGUUGCAAGCAGUAAACCAACGUAAGUCAGUCGACGUGGUAUACGUCGAUUUCAGUAAGGCCUUCGACAGAGUGAAUCACGAGAUCCUCCUUCAGAAACUGAGGGAGUGCGGAGUCGGAGGCUCGCUGCACCAAUGGAUCCGUGACUUCUUAGUUGGACGGAAGUGGAGGGUGCAAGUCGACAGCCACCUGACCGACUGGUACCCGUCGACGAGCGGCGUUCCUCAGGGGACGGUGCUUGGCCCCAUUCUCUUCCUGAUUCACAUCAACGACGUGCCCAAUCUCCUUCGGUCGCCGUGUGCCUUGUUCGCGGAUGACCUGAAGCUAUGGAGGGUGAUCCAUACGUCGGACGACUUUGACAUACUUCAGCAGGACCUCGACCGCCUCUCCAUGUGGUCCGCCGAAGUAAGUUUGCCUAUCAACUCGGCAAAAUCGCUACUUCUGUGCCUCGGUAAAGGUGGAGCGGGCCGAUCGUACACUCUCGACGGCCAAGUUCUACACCCGGCGCAUUGCGUCAGAGACCUUGGCGUUAUACAACGUUACGACAUGAAGUCACUAGACAACACGGACAAUACGUAUCGCACAGCAUUGCGUUCGCUGUGGGCGCUGAAACGUAGCUUCUGCACCUGGUCGAAAGAGAUUGCCACUCGUCUCUUCACAUCCAUUGUACGACCGGUGCUAGAAUACGGCUCACCCGCCUACUGUCCGUUGACGAAAGGCGAGAUACACAAGCUCGAAAGAGUACAACACAUAGCCACACGGCUCAUUCCCGGUCUUCAGGGUGUGCCGUAUGAAGAAAGAUGCAGACAAUUGGGUCUGUAUACUCUAGCCUACCGCCGCGUGCGAGUGGACCUCAUCAUGACCCAUCGGGUAUUGCAUCUGGGUGCUUAUCCGAUGCUGAGGCCACUGCUCCAUGUCCGUGCGUCAAGCAGCACACGAGGUCACCAGUACAAACUGGUAGUCCCUGACCUCAAGGACAUCAUCUGCCAAGUAAUAUCAGAAAGCUUAUUUCUGAAGAUCCUUCCUGAGGAUGAACUGGUCUUCUUGGACAAAUUCACUAAACUGAGCGAAAAGGCGCAGUUUCUCUCCAUUCGCAUUUUUGGUCGCGUUCAGGUGAUUUUCCGAAGAAAUGACCUAGAGAAACUAGCUGGCAAUGAGCUAGAUAUCAGCUUACAUGAGGUUGUUACUUUAGGGUUGCUGUCAUCCGAUCUGAGUUCCAUAGACCAUGAGUGCCUGAUUGGUUGUUUGACUCGUUCAGAAUUGGAACAAUUGGCUGCCAAAUACAAUAUAAAGGACUAUAAGAAGCUGAGGAUGGCUCAGCUUGUUGAUGUGUUACUCAAGAAGGCCUCCGUCUCACCACUGGGACUCUUCGUCGGCAAACCAAUUGAACCGGAAUCCCAUUUCAAAAGGCAGAUUACUCGUAUUCUAGGCACAUGUUGGUCUCCUAAAGUUUCUCGCAUGCGACUGUUGGCCGGUACCAUUUGGUUGGCUUCCAUUGGCUCUGACACAUCCUCAUCUGGUCCUCUGCGUGUGAAAUCUGUUGAAGCAUAUUUGAAGACUGAGCUCUACAAUAUGCUACUCGUGCGGCGUGGAGAAUUGAUCUAUCCUGCGUACGAAAUUCAUCGGUGCACACAAAUAUAUCGGUCCUCAGAAGAUCUGCAAGAAUAUUUGGAAUUGCUCGAUACAGAAUUGCGUCUGGACUAUAUGUUGAAUAGUAAAGAUUACGUGUCCGCUGCAGCUGAACUGGAACGACUAAAACCUCAUCUUGUGGAUUUGGUGACCAAUCCAAAAUACAGGCGCUAUGAUGUUCCAUCAUUCCUCCGACGAUACACCGCACCUUAUCGAGCCCUUCGUAUUUUGUACACUGGAGUGGAUCUUCUUGAAAGGAGGCGCUUGUAUUCACAGGCAGUGGCGCUUAUUCUUUCCAUCUUACAACUUCAAACGGUGGUGACGGCUUCUUCAACCUGUCCUUUAGAUGAACUUGGUCCCUGUCGAGUCAGUCGUCUCCUCAUGCGGCUCCUUAUCGAUCAGGGAAAUCAUUUAAAACAACCGCUUUCCGCUCUCAAGAUGGUCCAGCAGUUCCUUUAUCGGGAUGCUUGCGAUUGUUCCAAAGCGAUGGUAUGUUGUGGUCUUCGCAGCGGGCUACGUCUUAGUCUACAAGAGCAAAUCAACAAAUUACUUGAGAGUGUGCAAUCAUCUGAGCAGAACUCAUUGGGUGUACUGGAUGAAAGCACACAGAAACCCAAGCGCAGACGCACGAACAACGAUUUGCCAGUCUUGUUGAGUAACCACUUCUCAUUAGCCGAGAGCCCCCUCUUGAAUGCGUGCCUCGCGGACACCUUGAUGCAAGCAACAGAGCCUAGGUAACCGGUUUCGGCGU